AUGUCUGCAAAUAAUGAAGCAGAAGCUAAAAGGCUACAUGAAGCCAUGAUCUCCAAACCUGAAAAUACAUUGUUCACCGAACCUGAACUAAAGCAAAUUGCAGGUGUCGAAACUGCUGCUGAUUUGAUGGUUAUAGUUCAAGUUCUUUUGAAUCAAAGUCUUGUCAAACUGGUAAAGCAAAAUGGUGAACUUAGGUUUCAAGCAGUCGAGAUACAAGAGGCAGCUAAAAGAGCUAACAUGAACUCAGAUGAAUCCAUAAUUUACUCAUAUAUUGAAGCUUCAGGAAGAGAAGGUAUAUGGACGAAAACAAUCAAAGCACGUACGAAUCUCCAUCAACAUGUUGUUCUGAGAAGUCUUAAAUCUCUAGAAAGUCAAAGAUUCAUUAAAAGUGUCAAGUCUGUCAAAUUCCCUACUAGAAAGAUCUACAUGUUGUAUCAUUUAACCCCAUCUAUUGAAGUUACAGGGGGUCCUUGGUUUACUGACGGUGAAUUGGAUUCAGAAUUUGUUGAUAGUUUACUGACUAUUAUAUGGAGAUUCGUCACAAAUAAAACUUUUCCAAAUGUUUUUAGUAAUAAUUCAAACCUAAAAGAGAACCAAUUAUAUUCAGCCAACUAUAAAAAUUACUCAACGGUGGAGGAAAUUUUAGCAUUUAUUAUGAAAAGUCAAGUUACAUCAGAGGAAUUAAUUGAAAAUGAUAUUAGAUCCUUGUGUCAAGUAUUAGUUUAUGAUGAUAAACUAGAAAAAGUGAAUUUAGAUUGUUACAAAUCUACAUAUCAGAGUAUAGUUGACUUGAAAGAAGAAAGAUUGGAUGAGACUUACUCUAUAUUUGAUGCUGCUAGUUUUGUUGCUCCUUCUCAAAGUGAAGAUACAGAGAACGUUUAUUUUGAUGAAUAUACCAUAUGA
Molecule: messenger RNA, 903 nt
Organism: Hansenula anomala
Lineage: Eukaryota; Fungi; Ascomycota; Saccharomycetes; Phaffomycetales; Wickerhamomycetaceae
Gene: RPC34
Product: DNA-directed RNA polymerase III subunit C34
Exons: 1
Coding region: 1-903 (300 amino acids)
Biological process (GO): transcription by RNA polymerase III
Cellular component (GO): RNA polymerase III complex
Source: RefSeq, a predicted model, not a curated record